Sorex fumeus (smoky shrew) is the source of this 2274-nucleotide messenger RNA. It is a transcript of the gene ALDH1A2, whose product is annotated as aldehyde dehydrogenase 1 family member A2. NCBI's taxonomy places the organism in Eukaryota, Metazoa, Chordata, Mammalia, Eulipotyphla, Soricidae. The coding region runs from base 46 to 1602 and encodes 518 amino acids. The record is from RefSeq and is a predicted model, not a curated record. Gene Ontology annotation, molecular function: aldehyde dehydrogenase (NAD+) activity. The transcript has 13 exons.
CGCGCUGCGCCCGCACAGCCCCGCGGGUCGCCGCCACCCGCCACCAUGACUUCCAGUAAGAUCGAGAUGCCCGGCGCGGUGAAGGCCGACCCCGCUGCCCUCGUGGCGUCCCUGCACCUCCUGCCGGCGCCCACCCCCAACCUGGAAAUCAAGUACACCAAGAUUUUUAUUAACAACGAGUGGCAAAACUCAGAGAGUGGCAGAGUAUUCCCUGUCUAUAAUCCAGCCACUGGAGAAGAGGUGUGUGAAGUACAAGAAGCAGACAAGGCAGAUAUCGACAAAGCAGUUCAGGCAGCCCGCCUGGCUUUCUCCCUUGGCUCCGUAUGGAGAAGGAUGGAUGCUUCAGAGAGAGGCUGUCUGCUGGAUAAGCUCGCAGACUUGGUGGAGCGAGACAGGGCAGUUCUGGCCACCAUGGAAUCACUAAAUGGUGGAAAACCAUUUCUGCAAGCUUUUUAUGUGGAUUUACAGGGGGUCAUCAAAACACUGCGGUAUUAUGCAGGCUGGGCAGAUAAAAUCCACGGAAUGACCAUUCCUGUAGAUGGAGACUAUUUUACCUUCACAAGACACGAACCCAUUGGAGUAUGUGGACAGAUCAUCCCAUGGAACUUCCCCCUGCUGAUGUUUGCCUGGAAAAUUGCUCCAGCUCUGUGCUGUGGCAAUACAGUAGUUAUUAAACCAGCAGAACAAACACCUCUCAGUGCACUCUACAUGGGAGCCCUCAUCAAAGAGGCUGGAUUUCCACCAGGAGUCAUCAAUAUUUUGCCAGGAUAUGGGCCAACGGCUGGGGCAGCAAUAGCUUCUCACACUGGCAUUGACAAGAUUGCAUUCACAGGGUCUACCGAGGUUGGGAAGCUUAUCCAGGAAGCAGCUGGGAGAAGUAAUCUGAAGCGAGUAACCCUGGAACUUGGAGGGAAAAGCCCCAAUAUUAUUUUUGCUGAUGCCGAUUUGGACUAUGCAGUGGAGCAGGCCCACCAGGGUGUGUUCUUCAACCAAGGCCAGUGCUGCACGGCCGGCUCCCGCAUCUUUGUUGAGGAAUCCAUAUACGAAGAGUUUGUGAGAAGAAGCGUGGAACGGGCCAAGAGACGCAUAGUGGGGAGUCCCUUCGACCCCACCACUGAGCAGGGACCCCAGAUUGAUAAGAAGCAAUAUAAUAAGAUCCUGGAACUCAUCCAGAGUGGAGUGGCUGAAGGUGCCAAGCUAGAGUGUGGAGGCAAAGGACUGGGGAGAAAGGGAUUCUUCAUUGAGCCCACUGUGUUUUCCAAUGUCACUGAUGACAUGCGGAUCGCCAAAGAGGAGAUCUUUGGUCCUGUUCAGGAAAUUCUGAGAUUUAAGACUAUGGAUGAAGUUAUUGAAAGAGCCAAUAACUCAGAGUUUGGCCUCGUUGCGGCUGUCUUCACUAAUGACAUCAACAAGGCCCUCACAGUGUCUUCUGCAAUGCAAGCUGGAACUGUUUGGAUCAAUUGUUACAAUGCUUUGAAUGCCCAGAGUCCCUUUGGGGGAUUCAAGAUGUCUGGAAAUGGAAGAGAAAUGGGCGAGUUCGGUUUGCGGGAAUAUUCUGAAAUCAAGACGGUGACAGUCAAGAUCCCCCAGAAGAACUCCUAAGAAGGCAGGUGGAGGCCAGCCUGCCCAGCUCUCCUCUGCUUCCCCUGGGGGCCAGCUCUCAGGAAUCCAAAGCUGAUGCUCACUCCUUAUUUAAAGAUUUCACCGAUAGUGUGUAGGCCAGGCUGGUCACUGUGUAACUAAAGCAAACCAGCUGGGCUGUUCUUGGCACUCUGUAAAGGGAACACCUUAGAGAUACCAAAUGUUGGGGCUUGUAGGGUGAAGGGAGGCGAACUGGUCUCAGUCGUAUCCAGGGUCUCUUUCUGUAUCCACGGCUGAGUAGGGGAGCUGUGUGAUUUGACAUGUCCCCUUCUCUCGCUUGAGGAAAGGGAGCCUGGCCAUUGUCUUCAGUCCCCCAUUCUCCACUUUGGGUUCUGCUCACACUGCCGUCUUCCUGCUUCUCCGAGGAGAUCUGAACUGAGCUCAUUGGGGGCAGAUGUUUGGGCCGGGAACAAUUUUCCAAGGUUUUGCAGCCAAAUUACCGUUUCAUGUUAUCCAUUUCUUCAAAGCAAAACAUGUGAUGGUUUUAGUUAGAGCUAGCACAGACUGGGAAUGCCAGGGUCUGGUGUACACUGCAGAUGCACGGUGGAGAAACCAGGGCUCAGGAGCCUCCUGACCUGACCUGUUUUCUUUGACAUCCACACGUAGCAUGCACCAGAAGAGAGGAAGAUGAAA